AACAUUAAACGGAGUAGACCAAAAUCCCAAACAAGGAAAUGGUGGGGGAAUAAAACGACAAGAUUAUUUAAUUAAUGCAUGUAAUAAUUAAUAUUUUAUAUUAUUGUAAUUUAAGAAAUAUUUAUGGGUUAAAAUGGAUUACGACUUCAAAACAAAGCUCGCGGCCGAACGAGAGAAGGUAGAAGAUCUGUUCGAAUAUGAAGGUUGCAAAGUGGGUCGAGGCACAUACGGGCACGUUUAUAAAGCUAAGCGCAAAAACGGAUUCUAUGUCCAUAAAAUGAAGUGGGCGGAGAACAAACCCCUCUUCACGUUGUUUUAAGAUGGAAUUGAAAUAUUAUUUUGAAAAUUAUCAGAAAGAUGAGAAGGAGUAUGCACUGAAGCAAAUUGAAGGAACUGGAAUAUCGAUGUCUGCUUGCAGGGAAAUUGCUCUGCUACGAGAGCUGAAACACCCCAACGUGAUCGCCCUGCAGAAAGUGUUCCUGUCCCACAGUGACAGAAAGGUCUGGCUCCUUUUCGACUAUGCCGAGCAUGAUCUCUGGCACAUCAUCAAGUUCCACCGAGCCUCCAAGGCCAAUAAGAAGCCCAUGCAGCUGCCGAGAGGGAUGGUCAAGUCUCUCCUAUAUCAGAUUCUGGACGGGAUCCAUUACCUUCAUGCCAACUGGGUGCUUCACAGGGAUCUGAAACCAGCCAACAUUCUGGUAAUGGGGGAGGGCCCAGAACGAGGACGGGUGAAAAUUGCUGACAUGGGCUUCGCCAGACUCUUCAACUCUCCUCUCAAACCACUGGCGGAUCUUGACCCUGUCGUGGUGACGUUCUGGUAUAGGGCCCCUGAGCUGCUGCUAGGGGCCCGACAUUACACCAAAGCAAUCGACAUUUGGGCGAUUGGCUGCAUCUUUGCGGAGCUGCUGACGUCCGAGCCCAUCUUCCACUGUCGCCAGGAGGACAUUAAGACCAGUAACCCCUUCCACCAUGACCAGCUGGACAGGAUAUUCAGUGUCAUGGGCUUCCCAGCAGAUAAAGAUUGGGAGGACAUCAGGAAGAUGCCCGAGUACCCCACCCUUCAGAAAGACUUCAGGAGAACGACGUAUGCAAAUAGCAGCCUCAUCAAAUACAUGGAGAAGCAUAAAGUCAAACCUGACAGCAAGGUUUUCCUGUUGCUCCAGAAACUCCUCACAAUGGACCCCACCAAAAGGAUUACUUCUGAACAGGCACUGCAGGACCCCUAUUUCCUGGAGGAGCCCUUACCAACCUCAGAUGUAUUUGCCGGAUGUCAGAUACCUUACCCGAAACGAGAGUUUCUGAACGAAGAUGAGCCGGAAGAGAAAACAGAGAAGAACCAGGCCCAACAGCACCAGCAGACGACAGCCCAGGCCCAGGCCCAGCAGCAGAGCGGCACCCAGCAAGCCUCCACCCAACAGAACUCUGCCCAGACCAACGGUAACACAGGUGCUACGGGAGCCAACAAAGGUGGAGGCCUCCAGCACGGCCAGGACCAGGGGCCCCCAAACAAGAAACCUCGGAUCGGGCCCUCUGGGGCCUCCUCCGGCACUGGGGUCCACCAGUCCGAGUACCAGCACUCCAACUCCCGCCUUGGAUACCAAAGCAACGUCCAAGGUUCCACUCAGUCCCAGGGAUACUCGUCGUCAUCCCAGCAGAGCUCACAGUAUUCCCACCAAUCACACCGCUACUGAGGGGCCGAGAACUGCUCUCCAAAUCAACAGCAGGGGCCUCUCCCAAACUUAACCCUCGACCUCAAACAAACCUUAGCAUAACCGCUUAUCUCCCUCAUCCUGAUCAGACCUCAUCAUGUGUCAGAUCAUUUCAACAACGCAACAGUCAUUUCUCUCCUCCUUCAUGCCAGCCUUACUACACAGAGUGACCCUGGCCUCACUUCCGCCCAAUGCCCUCACACUUUACCGGAGGGCACUGCAAUAUGAAGGCAAACUCAACAUAGGAACCAAAAACAAACCCUACCACCUAAGGGCAUCGGGCAAGAUUUUCUAUUAUUAUUAAGUGACACAAUCUGUUGAUACUAGAUUAUGAGAAGGAAAACUCAUCAGGUGCAACUUUGACUACACACGCCUACUACACAAAGACUACGAGUCACAGCACUUACAAAAAACAUGUUCUUCAAGAGGAAGAAUUGCAGCUCUGUUCAUAUAUAAAUACUAUAUAGCACCUUUUUCUAUUCAUUUAACAAGACACUUUUGUUUUGCUUGUUUGCGAAGUGGAGUUUAAGUUUACUUUGAUCGUUGACGUUUUUGUAAAUGUUGUUGGAUAUUGACACAUGAAAAUAGCCCUUUACUAUCAUCACUUUCCUUCACGGUACAUUUAUUUACCCUGGAUAUCUAUGAUAUACAGAUAACAAUCAAAGCAAAAGAAAGAAAAUGAGCCAACACUUUCCUGUUGAGAAAACAAGACAGAAUCUCCUAUUCUCCGGUUGGCUUGGAAUCACAUUUGUAUAAGAGAACGUCUUAAAACUAUGAAAUACACCAUUUAUUUUAAUCUUGUUAUAUUAAUAUUUAGGGUUUUUUACUUUUAGGCAUUUUGUUUGUCUAGAUUUGUAGUCUAAAAGGCUGCAUUGGAAGGAAAUGUUUCUGCAGCAAGUUAUGUAAUCUUUAAUUGUCUCCAACAACUCUAGGUACCGCCUGUCGUCAGACAGGUUACAACUACCAAGCUACUCUUUACCAUGGGGUCGUGUCCACCAAGGAAACAUUUGUUGGUGAAUCUGAACGAUCUCAUUUCAAUCCGGAAGUCUUUAAGUGUGUGAGGUGCCUCUUUGUGGACACCUUUGCUUGACGGAUCUUACCACGGACACAGACGUCACCGAAGGUCACCGAAGGUCACCGAAGGUGUGCGUCGUCAUCAUACUGGGAAGCCAAAAGUGUGUAUGUUCCAGAUACUGUUACUGCCUGAUAGUUUUUGUUGUUGUUGUUAAUGUAAUGUUCUACAUUUUUCUUCUCUCAUUUAUUGCCCUUUACAGUUUCAGUUUGUAUUUUCUCUUAUUCAGUCAAAGGACUACACUGCUGAACGGAUCUGCAAAGAGCUGGAACAAAUUUGGGGUGAAUUAUUAUGCUCCGUCCUCUUCAACUCCACACCGCUGGUUGCGCACUGAGUAUAAACCAAGGCCGAGAAGUGGUUUCUUAUAGUAUUUAUCCUUUGAAAACAGGUUGACUGGAACUGUACUGUUUGUGUGUGCCCAAACACACCGAGAUAGACGGACAUGGAAUAAGGCAGCCACUUUAGCUUGUUCUGUGACUGGUGAAGGGGUGUAGAAACACUGACAUGUACUGGCCAUUGAGAGAACUGGACCUCUUUUGCAGCAAUGGUGAAAAUGUGUGAUUUUUUUUUUUUGCUGCGAUUAUUAUAACAGCCUUUUGGGAUGUUCGAAAAUCAUCAGCCAUGUUCAACUGGUAUAUAUUGAUGAUGAUCAACACUGUCCUUUUGUUGCCAAAGGAGAGACGUAUUCUGUUUUUCUAUCGUACAAAUAUUCACAGCCACAGUACAAGGUACUACCAUGUAUUUCCCAACCGAUAGACUGCUCUCUGUGAAGCUGUUUGCUUCUGACAGUGAUACUGCACAGAUCAUCAGUGAUGCAUUGGUCUAUUAUCUCCGGCUCAGUCAAACAGGUUUCGAGAGCCCGUCGUAUUGAUAGUUCGGCUGUUGACCGCCGUCUAGGAUGUCUCUCUCCUUCUCUCUCUCUCUCUCUCUCCUCACACAUAUCCGAUGUGUUUCUCAGGACUCCCAGCUCACUGGAUCACUGUUCCAGUAUAUCUUAUGUGUGUUGAGGUGAACGCCAGAUGAGCAAAAAGGACUGCUCCUUGUUCAACAUGAGUUCCUAACAGUCGCCCAGAAUGUUUCUGCAUGUCGGAUUGACUGUUGCUUUGGUGUUGAUACAAUGUCAACGUAUUGGUUCGGUUUUGAGUUUCUCUUUUCUCGAUGGUCUGGUAGGCACACAGGCCCGGUGGAUUAACAACCCGCCUUCCCAGAACAGUGGUGUUUUCCUCGGGAACAAAACCAGCAGCUAUUCAAAAAGGUUUUUCUCUUUUUUUUUCUCUCCCUAUGGCAUGUAUUUUAAGUAUAGUUGAAGAGCAUUAAGAAUAAAUGAGACGGUUUCUCAAUUUUCAUCUCCACACAAACGAGGUAUCAAAAGUAUUAUUCAUUGUGCGGCUCCAACAAACAGGUGAUAGUGGGGUAAAUAACUCUCAAAACAGUUCCUAUGCAAAAUAAAAGAGAAGAGAUUUCACUUGCACCAUGCUUCAGGUUUACUAUGAAAGCAUGCAGUUCAGUUAUCUUAUCUUAUUGGGAUAUCCAUUCCUUAUUGUAAAUCUAAUGUUGAAUAUUGUAAUUGAAGAAGGCAUUCACUUGUUUCUUACAGCACUGUAAAUUGUACUCUAAAUUAAAUAUUGUUAAGAAAAAAAUGCAUAUAUAUAUAUAUAUAGUAUACAUUAUACAAUCAUAUGUAUUGUUUCCAUAUAUAGUGCCUUCAGAAAGUAUUCAUACCCCUUGACUUAUCCCACAUUUUGUUGUUACAACCUGAAUUCAAAAUGGCUGAAAUAUAUAUAUUUUUUUCUUCUCGCUCAUCUACACACAAUAACACAUCUAUUUAUUAGAUUUUUAUUUCAUCUUUAUUUAACUAGACAAGUCAGUUAAGAACAAAUUAUUAUUUACAAUGACUGCUAAGCCCUAACCCGGACGACGCGGGCUAAUUGCGCGCUGCCCUAUGGGACUCCCAAUCACGGCCAGUUGUGAUACAGCCUGGUGAUACAGCCUGAACCACUGUCUGUAGUGAUGCCUCUAGCACUGAGAUGCAAUGUUUUUAGAAAUGUUAGCAAAUUUAUUGAAAAUGAAAUACAAAAAUAUAUAAUUUACAAGUUCACACCCCUGAGUCAAUACUUUGUAGAAGCACCUUUGGCAGUGAUUACAGCUGAGUCUUUCUGGGUAUGUCUCUAAGAGCUUUACACAUCUGGAUUGUACAAUAUUUACCCAUUAUUAUUUUCUAAAUUCUUCAAGCUAUGCCAAAUUGGUUAUUGAUCAUUGCUAGACAACCAUUUUCAGGUCAUUCCAUAUAUAUUUUUAAGUAGAUUUAAGUCUAAACUAACUCGGCCACUCAGGAACAUUCACUGUCUUCUUGGUAAGGAACUCCAGUGUAGAUUAGGCCUUGUGUUUUAGGUUGUCCUGCUGAAAGAUGAAUUCAUCUCCCAGUGUCUGGUGGAAAGCAGACUGAAGCAGGUGUUUUUUCCUAUGCUUAUCUCCAUUCCGUUAAUUUUUUUAUAUCCUGAAAAACUCCCCAGUCCUUAACGAUUACAAUCAUACCCAUAACAUGAUGCAGCCACCACUAUGCCAAUGAGAGUGGUAUUCAGUAAUGUGUUGUAUUGGAUUUGCACCAAACAUAACACUUUGUGUUCAGGACAAGAAGUUAAUUGCUUUGCAAAUUUUUUUUUAGCAGUUUUAUUACUUUAGUGCCUUGUUGCAAACAGGAUGCAUAUUUUGGGAUAGGUUUAGGCUUCCUUCUUUUCACUCUGUCAAACAGGUUAGUAGUGUGGAGUAACUACAAUGUUGUUGAUCCAUCCUCAGUUUUCUCCUAUCACAGCCAUUAAACUCUGUAAGUGUUUUAAUGUCACCAUUGGGCUCAUGGUGAAAUCCCUGAGCGGUUUCCUUGAGUUAGGAAGGACACCUUUAUCUUUGUAGUGACUGGGCGUAUUGAUACACCAUCCAAAGUGUAAAUUAUAACUUCACCAUGUUCAAAGGGAUAAUCAGUCUGUUUUUUUCAUUUUUUUUCUUCAUAUACCAAUAGGUGACCUUCUUUGCGAACCAAUAGGUGUCCUUCUUUGCGAGGCAUUGGAAAACCUUUCUGGUCUUUGUGGUUGAAUCUGUGUUUGAAAUUCACUGCUUGACUGAGGGAACUUUACAAUUAUCUGUAUGUGUGGGGUACAGAGAUGAGGUAGUCAUUCAAAACUCAUGUUGAACACUAUUAUUGCACACAGAGUGAGUCCAUGCAACUUAUUAUGUGACAUGUUUAGCAAUAUUUUACUCAAAUUAUUUUGGGUUUACCAUAACAAAUGGGUUGAAUACUUAUUGACUCAAGACAUUUUAGCUUUUUAUUUGUAAUUCAUUUGUAAGUAUUUCAAAACACAUAAUUCCACUUUGGCAUUAUGGGGUAAUGUGUCUAUGCCAGUGACAACAAAAUCUCAAUGGAAACCAUUUAAAUUCAGGCAGUAACAACAAAAUGUGGAAAAAGUCCAGGUGUGUGAAUACUUUCUGAAGGCACUGUGUAUAUACAGUAUAUAUGAAUAAUACCCAUGUUUUAGAGCUUUCCUCUUCUUGCCUUAAUGACGCAUACCAUAAGAUAGAUAUAGACGGGCACCUCUGUCCAACAGAGACUGAAUCACUCCAAUGACCAAUCUACCAUAAACCUGCUUGUCAACUUGAUAACUUCUAGUUUUUUUUCAAGGGAAAUGAUUCUCUAUAAAAGCAUAUGAAAUAAUGAAUCUAGUUGGAUACUGUGUGAUGCAACAUUCAGUCUAUAGAGCCCAGGGACUUUCUCUCACAUCAGCACGAACUCCUCAGUUUGACAGGGUUGAAACAAGGCAUUUUUUAACGUGUGUACAGUGCCUUUUUAGUGUUUAUGUUUAAAGUUGCCAUCACAUAAUGGGAUGUUCAGGAUUGUGUUUAUUUCUCCUUGUCCUAUGCUUUCUGAUCUGUGAAUACCUUUUGAGUUACAUUUGAGUUUGUUUCUGUAUUUGUUGUUGUCAUCUAAAAUGUAGGAUCUGUUAUUUUCAAAAGGACCGCGAGCGGUUAAAUAUCAAGUUUGAGUUCAAUAUGUCCCGUCUCUAAUUUAAUGACUGCAAAAAGUACAACGUAGGCUGAUUUUGCAUUUUCUAUUCUAAUUAAUAUUGUCCUAAGAUUCUGUACAUAAACACAUGUUAAUAAUUUCUCUUUGAAACAUUGAUAUGAUCAUUGUCUUUGAAUGCACUGUUAUUAGCUGAAGUAUUUAGUGGUAAAUGAAAAGUAUUUCAUGUUUUGUUUAGACACUAAAGAUAUGGAGGUUGUAUAAAAGUUAUAUGCCAGACAAAGCUUUUUUAGGACUUCUUGCCUUUUGUGUGGACAUCCUAAUGAUACACACUAGUAAUGAAUACACAUAUGAAUGAUAGUGCACCUCUAGGUCUGUACCUCUUCACGUUCCCCCUUUGCUAGUGUUGCAUGUACCUCCCUUUUCCAAUCCAGAAUUUAAGCACUUAUCCUCCCCUCCUCUCAACAGUCUGUACAGAAAGACACACUCCCAUUUGCAAAGUGCUCCUGUGAUACUUCAAAAUGCCUUCUGGGAAGCUGUUUAUAGGUCUCUUGUGCAUGUGGUCGUGGUGCUCUCUGUCCUCCAAUAUGAAACCAAUUUAACCAUUUAACCAGAGCAUGUGAUUUCAAGUCUCACAGAAAGACAAAAAGCAACAUAAUUGUUUGUGCAUGUUUACGUCAAGGAGCCCUCAUCUCUAAGGGGUACAUCCCAAAUGGCACCUUAUUUACUACAUAGUGCACCACUUUGGGAUGCAGUGCACUACAUUGGGACGCAACCUAAGUCGUAUUAAGACAUGAAGUGCUCCACCAUGUUGUGGUCCACAUUCUCUUUUGGCUCCAUGGCAUGAGACAACCAUGCUUUGCAGGUCUGGGUGUCUGUCAAUUCUAAAACAUUUUCUGUGUGUGUAAAUGUGUGUGUGGCCACACAGACAACGUUCAAAAUACACACAUGGCCUACAUGUAUUUUGUUUUCAUAGCUUUCAUAAGUAAGGCAAUAGCACAGUGCAGGAAAUAAAAAGAACACAUUUAUUCAGCUGGUUUUCACGACGUUGCCCUAAUUUCACUGUACAAAUGACUGUUAAAUGAGAAAAAAAGUCACGUAUAUUUAUUUUAAACCGAGUGUACAAAACAUGAAGGACACCUGCUCUUUCCAUGCCGUCGACUGACCAGGUGAAUCCAGGUGAAAGCUAUGAUCCCUUAUUGAUGUGACUUGUUAAAUCCACUGCAAUCACUUUAAAAAGAUGCUGGGUUUUUCACGGUCAACAGUUUCCCGUGUGUAUCAAGAAUGGUCCACCACCCAAAGGAUAUCCAGCCAACUUGACACAACUGUGGGAAGCAUUGGAGUCAACAUGUCAACGCUUUUGACACCUUGUAGAGUCCAUGCCCCGAAGAAUUGAGGCUGUUCUGAGACAAAGGGGGGAGGCAACUCAAUAUUACAAAUGUGUUAAUGUUUUGUACACUCAGUUAAUAUCCUCUAUUAUAAUAAAAUCUAUUUUGCUUCAGA
This is a messenger RNA of Oncorhynchus keta (chum salmon), 8296 nucleotides long. Its product is annotated as cyclin-dependent kinase 19. Bases 321 to 1691 code for a protein of 456 amino acids. Gene Ontology annotation, cellular component: cytosol; mediator complex; nucleus. Gene Ontology annotation, biological process: protein phosphorylation. The transcript is spliced from 14 exons. NCBI's taxonomy places the organism in Eukaryota, Metazoa, Chordata, Actinopteri, Salmoniformes, Salmonidae. The record is from RefSeq and is a predicted model, not a curated record. Gene Ontology annotation, molecular function: ATP binding; cyclin-dependent protein serine/threonine kinase activity; RNA polymerase II CTD heptapeptide repeat kinase activity.